Molecule: messenger RNA, 270 nt
Organism: Fulvia fulva
Lineage: Eukaryota; Fungi; Ascomycota; Dothideomycetes; Mycosphaerellales; Mycosphaerellaceae
Exons: 2
Coding region: 1-270 (89 amino acids)
Source: RefSeq, a predicted model, not a curated record
AUGCGCGAUCACGCGUCACGGACUUGCAACGUCUGGAUGAUCAGUGGCUUGUUGUUCUCGUCGGAAGCUUCCGCAUCGUGUGUGAUUUAUGAGUCCUUCGAUUGGUGUGAAGCUCAGUCCUGUCUCGAUGAACAUCGUGCAUUUUCCCAAUGCCUCGCGCCUCCCAGGCCGCUCUCAUGUUACGAUCAUGUUCUUAAGCACUCCCGAUCGCAAGUGCUGCUACACCGUCGUGUGUGGACGAGAGCAGUCGCAGGUUGCGCCUACACAUAG